AUGAGGCUUUUCAGAUUGAGCGACGGUGUGAUUGAAAUGCCCGAGAAGGAUAGUGCGACGCGUAUCAUCAGAUCUACAGAUGCCAAAAUGGCCAAGACUGCCAUUCUCCACCUUGCACCUAACCCAGCAAACGAAUCGAUGCGCUUCUAUUCUCAUAAGAAUGCCUAUGCUGCUUUUGUAGUUUGGGCUGGAUGUUUCCUGUUCUUUGAUGGUGACAAAACAGAACAAUUACGUCGUGGCGACUUCAUUUUCAUACCACCAGGAACAGUCUACGGUUACCAAUCAUUGAUCUCCGAAUCAGAAUUGUUGGUUGUUACUACUCAACAAGAUCCAGCUACCCUGCUGGAAUCAAUAGACAAGGAUCAAGACGCCUUAUCUCGACGCUCAACUGAUGUUGAAAUUCCUGACCCCAAAGACAUUGACAUUGUCGAUGGCUAUCGUCCUUUUGAUCCAAUGAAGCCCAUCGACCAGGACGCGUCUCUGUCAACAUUCCUUCGCCCAUAUUCACUAAAUCCGUUCACAUGUCCACGAUGGAUAUUCGGCGGAGCAAUAACAUGGCCAUUUGUGAGACAGAACCAGUGCGAAGGCAAGUUCUCCAUUUCAGUCAUGGAGUCUUCCCAAAUACACAAAGUCAGGCCGUUCCUUAAUCGGUGGCUAAGCUUCACAAGUGUUGAUCAUUGCUUUUGCAUCAUCGAGGGAACAUUCUUACUCAAAUUGAAAGACCAGACCGAGUGGACAGAGCUCCGAGAAGGUCAAGCUAUCCAAAUUUCGGCCAGGCAAGCUUUCACUGCUGAUCUUGGGAGUGAGUUUCUUAGAGUGCUUGUUAUUACGAAUGGCAUUGGCAUUGAUGAAAUGAUCCGCAGGGCUGGACGUGAAUAUGAGUCUACAACACUCCCAGAAACGGUCAACAGGUGGGAUACUUGGGAUGAGAUUCGUUUCAGAUCAGCGUGCUCUGAAGUUGGCGCUCUCCUUGACUGCUAA
Fusarium venenatum is the source of this 981-nucleotide messenger RNA. Its product is annotated as RmlC-like cupin domain-containing protein. The record is from RefSeq and is a predicted model, not a curated record. NCBI's taxonomy places the organism in Eukaryota, Fungi, Ascomycota, Sordariomycetes, Hypocreales, Nectriaceae.